Penaeus indicus is the source of this 1038-nucleotide messenger RNA. RefSeq lists its product as uncharacterized. Lineage: Eukaryota; Metazoa; Arthropoda; Malacostraca; Decapoda; Penaeidae. The record is from RefSeq and is a predicted model, not a curated record. The transcript is spliced from 4 exons. Bases 153 to 626 code for a protein of 157 amino acids.
CGCACUCACACGAGGAGGACGUGUUAACUCUUGGUCCUUCAAGAAACUUCACAGCUUCGAAGACAGUCCGGUAUCGACAGAGAAGGAUUUUAUUUUAUAAAAUUCUAAAGUGUUUCGACCCCCGCGGAAAAUCCCAUUUUUUGAGACACAAGAUGUUGCUGGGAGUGGCCAUUCUAGCGACGGCGAUCGUCCCCUUCCUCCCAGCGGCACGGGCGGAGGCAAACGUGGGCGUCCCCAUCUACACGCCCGCACUGACCGCCUUGCCACCGACUCUGGGCGUGUUGCAGGAAGCGAUCCAGCACGAGGCCCGUCACUUCAGCACCGUGGAUAUCUGUGGCGAGGCCGUUUGUGACCAGAUGGUGAGGCAGGCGAACGGACUUGCGAGACUCAAGACCAUCAGGAGAUAUAUCGUGGAAGCUGUCAGCAUGGUGGACAGCCUGGUGACCGCGCUGGACGCAGAGCUGGUGGUCGCCGGGGAGACGAUGACCAGGGCGCUGGGAAACAGGUGUCGCGCCGCCCACGCUGUUCUGAACGAGGUCACAAAGGGCCCCGCCGAGAAGGACCGUCUGAACGGCAGGAGCAGCGCCUUCAUCUACGGCCAAGACGUCUUCUCUCGCCGCUCCUGAAGAUCCCCGAGGAGAGAUAUCCUGAGGAACCACGUGUAUGACCAUAACAAAAACAAACAGUCAAAUGAAAACAUGUAUUUAUAUGAUCUUAUCGAGGCACCUUUUUUUUAUUUUCUUGUGAGAUUGCUUUUUUUAUUUGAUGCAUUUUUACUGUUUUUUUUCUGAUGAAUGCGUAAUUGCAUGUAGGGGUUAAGAAUUACCUGCUGGGAGAUGGGUCUGAGUGUCAUUGAGUCCCGGAUUUGAGUAGCUAGGUUACUAAGGGUAGAAAAACUACAGUGCCUUUAUUUGCCAGUCUUUUUUUAUGUCCUUUUUUAUCUUUUAUUAUUUUUAUACUGCUUUUUCCUUUUUCUCUCUGUCUUUCCCUUUUGAAAGUCUGUUUGUCUAUAUUUUGUUUCUGGAUGUCUCCUUCCCC